UUUCUUGGACUGUGCAGGAUCUGUGUAGGAACCUAAAACAUUUGGUUUUCGAAGACUUGGAACUGUGUCCUUUUUAUUAUGAUUGCGGCCAAAAAAAUUCUCAUCUUCAACGCUGUCCAGCUCCUCAAAUGUUUUCUGACAUAAACAUGAGGUGUCAAGAACCAACCACUGUUAACUGUGGCUCUAGGGCUAUACCAGACGGAUAUAUGUGCGACUUUGAAACGACUGCUGAGCCCGAUUGCUUUCUGGAGAAUUCAAAAUCUGACAUAUUUGAUUGGACAAGGAAAACGGGGUCUACAGGUUCUAGUAAUACAGGACCAAGUUCAGCCUAUCAUGGAAGGUUUUAUACCUAUAUUGAAACCUCCAGUCCGCGAAAGCUAGGGGAUAAUGCAAUCCUGGAGAGCAAAGCAACGUUUCAAGAGAGAUUGUACUGCCUUUACUUGUUUUAUCAUAUGCAUGGAUCUCAUGUUGGAAAUCUUACAAUCAAAACUAAAGAAAUAUUUAAUAAUCCUGUUGUCUUAAAACAAUUAUCUGGUGAGCAAGGAAAUAAGUGGAAAAAGAUGAGCAGUCUUAAUGUCCGUUUGAAUGGAUAUACCAAGAUUUUGAUUGAAGCUACGAGGGGGAGUAGCUAUGAGGGAGAUAUUUCUAUUGACCUGGUUAUGCUUUUGCCUCGGAAGGUUAGUGGUCAAAGAGCAAACAAUUUCAGCAGUUUAAUUACCAGUAUUUUUCAAAACAAUGUUAAAUAGAUGAUUUUAAAUGAAAUUUAUAAGGGAGAAUUCGGAUUGAUUCUGUCGAUGGUGAUAUUUUUAUGCAUUAUAAUCUACGAUCAUAGGGAAGUUUUUUUUAUUUAUAACACUUCACCUGUACCAGUUAAUUGUCGAGUUGUUGAUGAAGAAUUUAAAGCAAUGAAGAUUGUGUGGCUAAAGCGGCUAAUAAGCAAGAAUACUAUGAUAAAAAAAAAUAAUAAAUCAUGUUUAAGCAAAUAAUAUUUUGACUUUAAAUAUCUUCUAAAGACUUGCAGCACAAAUAUUUAAGACCUUAAAAAACUAAUAAUUUUUUUUUGUGAAGUCAUAUGUAACUGUAAUGAAUGUACACAAAAAGAAAGGGCGUUAUAGUAAAUUUGAUCACGUACCGACUUUAUGUAAUACCCCAUUGAAACUCUAAAAGAUGAUAUUUUAUUUCUUAUAUAUAUAUAUAUAUAUAUAUCUUACGCUUUUAUUCAUGUUAUAAAGUAAUAUACGCAUUAUUUAGAUUAUAAUUUAAUUUUAGUUGUAACGCGUCAUUCGAUUGGUUAAACGGUUUUAUCCAUUUCGUAUAACAUAACUUGCCUACGUCACAAUGAGUUAUGUCAAAAACGUAUACAAAUAACUUGGUAAACAAUGAUUGCAACUGCCACGGCAAGCUAUGUAUCUGAGCAAAAAAUUUGUAAGAAUAACUUAUUUCGUGGACCCUGGGGUCCACGCAGAAAAUAUUUAUAUAUUAAGCGAGAUUAAACCGGACACCAUGGGCAAAAAGGGAGAUCAGUGAAGUAAAUGUGAACAAACCUACAUGAAUGUUCAUAACACCUAGAUAUUUUCUUAAAUUCAAUUUUGGUGAGAAACACGUGCAUAUGGUUCAUGUAUUGCAAUCCUUUUUUAAAGGACGGCAACUUGUAUUUAAUUUUAAACAUUUGGGCGUCUUACACAGAGCUAAACUCGAAAACGAAAGGACUGCGGUUACAAUGGUAAUCUGAAUAUUUUUUUUUUAUCUUCAACGACGGAUGUUAAUUGGUAAAUGAAAAUGCUGUCGUCAUGCAGCCUUCAAUGUCUUAUAUAUUCAAAUCCGGACUAUAUAAUAAAACAAUUAAGGACUUUUUUGGUGUUUAAUAUGGUUUUAUAUUAUAUAAGAAGAUUAUUUUCGUAAUUUUCAUUGGCUGAAAGGACGUUACGUGAUAUUCCUCCUUUUGUGAUAACGACGCGAAAGCGCGUCGGCGGAAAAUGAUAACGAACGACACAGCGUUCGGUUGCACUGAAGUUACGUAAAACGUGACGUCAUACAUGUAGUAAGAGAAGCGUGUUUUUAACCAUUGUGACGUAAUGACAGCCAAGUCUGUUUAUUUAGGACUGUGUUAGUGCAUUCACUUUGAGUGAUUGUAUGAUAUAACUAUUAUGAACUUCAGUGAACAGUCAAUAUGUGGUAAUAAUUAAGGACUCAUGGCAAUUGAUAUUGACCUCAGACACAGAAAAUGAUAGUGACCUCGCAGGCUCGGUCGCUAUCACUUUCUGUGUCUUCGGUCAAUAUCAAUUGCCAUGAGUCCUUAUAACCACAUAUCGACCUACACUGAAGUCCAUAAUUGUAUAAUAUUAUAUAAGUGGAUUAUUUUCGUAGUUUUCAUUGGCUGAAAGGACGUCACGUGACAUUCCUCCUUCUGCGAUAGCGACGCGAAAGCGCGUCUGCGGAAAAUGAUAUCGCACGACACGCCGUUCGGUUGCACUGAAGUUACGUAGAACGUGACGUCAUAAUAUAAAAAGCGUGAAUUUAACCAUUGAGACGUAAUGACAGCCAAGUCUGUUGUGUUAGGACUGUGUCAGUGCAUUCAAUUUGAGUGAUAUAUAAUAUAACUAUUAUGGACUUCAGUGAACGGUCAAUAUGUGGUUAUAAGGACUCGUGGCAACUGAUAUUGACCUCAGACACAGAAAAUGAUAGCGACCUCGCAGGCCAGGUCGCUAUCACUUUCUGUGUCUUCGGUCAAUAUCAAAUGUCUUGGGUCCUUAUAACCACAUAUCGACCUACACUGAAGUCCAUAAUUGUAUAUUAUUCAUCAGUAAGAAUAAUAUCAAUAUUGAUAUUUUAGUGUUGAAAAACAAAAUGAUAUUAUACAAAAAGAUUAUCUUCGUACAUUUCAUUAGCUAAAAGUACAUCACGUGAUAUUCCUCUUUUUGUGUUAUCGAUGCGAAAGCGCGUCCGCGGAAAAUAAUAUCGCACGACACGCCGUUCGGUUGCACUAAAGUUACGUAGUAUGUGACGUCAUAAUAUAAAAAGCGUGAAUUUAAUCAUUGUGACGUAAUGACAGUCGAGUCUGUUCCGUUAGGAUUGUGUCAGUGCAUUCAAUUUGAGUGAUUAUAUAAUAUAACUAUUAUGGACUUCAGUGAACUGUCAAUAUUAUUUAUUUUGGUAAAUAAUGCUCCAUAAAAGACUUCAACAUAUUGUUUUUCAACAAUAUGCAAUAUUUAAACUUUUGUUAAACGUUCUCAUUAAGCACUUGAGGAUCCGGUUCCUCUUUUUUAAAUAUCAAUUGUUUAACAAUUGUUUGUUGGACAAACUGUAUUAAAAAUCAUGAGAACGUAAAGUUUUGUCAAAAGCAAGGAACUGACCCCUCAAAACAUGGGCCAAGAAUAUCUUAUUUAUCUUUAUCUCUUAAAUGAUAUUUAUAUUUUUUACACAAUACUGGGGUAAAAAUUGUUCGUCUUAACAAUUUUGAAUGUUGUUAUUUUUGUACGAAAAUCUCAAUUUAAUUCUUAUCACAUCCUAUCAAUAAUCUGACGGAAGACCCACUCGUUGCUCACAACGAGAUCAUAUCUAGUUCUGUUGCUUUUACAUCUUAUACUCGUGUCAGUAAGUAAGCUUACCAACAUUAAAUGCAUAUUCUUAGAAAAUAUUGGUAAAAAAUAUUGAUACAAUAUCAUGCACGUGGACAUAAUUUUUUUGCAAUUUACAUAUUUUUCUUGUAUGUUACAUAAUUAUCUCGCAUCUAGGUAUAGUAGAAAUACACCAAAAUGAAACUUUUUUUUGAAAAAGAACAAUGUCGGAAAUUUAAUUGCAGAGAAAUUGGCUCUGCAUUUUGUUUCUGAUCAGUAUCGUAUUAUUUCAUUACAUCAGCCGUAUCUAUUAUCUGCGGAGGUGAUUACAAAAACAAAAGGCGCUAUUGUCCAGACACUUCUGCUAACAUAAACAAUAUACUUUCCUAGCGGCUAAGCAAGUGAGUAUUGAUGCACUCAAAACACGAAAUAAGAGAUAAACAUUGAUUGUGAAGAUGCUGCAGACGAAUGAUUCCAUGGCAACGACCCUGGGAGUUUUAGCUUAUUAUAGAGAAUUAGCAUCAAAAACUGUUACAGCCGUGCUGUUUAAAAUUGUUUUACAUUAUUAAACACUGUAUCGAAUCAGAGAGGUUUUGGAGCGUUCGGGGUAAUAUAGAUAUGCAGAGGUUGAAA
This is a messenger RNA of Saccostrea cuccullata (small rock oyster), 4190 nucleotides long. RefSeq names its product MAM and LDL-receptor class A domain-containing protein 1-like. The coding region runs from base 129 to 746 and encodes 205 amino acids. The record is from RefSeq and is a predicted model, not a curated record. Lineage: Eukaryota; Metazoa; Mollusca; Bivalvia; Ostreida; Ostreidae. Gene Ontology annotation, cellular component: membrane. The transcript has 5 exons.